AUGGGAGUUUAUACCAAGACGAUCUUCCAGACUAAGCCCUAUUUCAAUCCUAUGUUAGGGCCUUCAACGUUCUUGGAGAUCAAUGUCGGAGCCAGAUACGCUCCUUGUAUGACCUUUAUUUCAGGAAUUACAGACCUGGAUGACUUGGAGUGGCCUUGUCCCAAUUCGACAAGCGUGAGCUCGGAAGUUUGUUCAUUAUCUGAGCUUUGCGGAUUGUCCUCUAUCAAAAGAAACUCUUCUGGCUACUUGCAGCCCAACCAAUGGUAUAGAAUGAUUACUGCAAUUUUCAUUCAUGCUGGAUUUGUUCACAUAUUCUUCAAUUUUUUACUUCAGAUCAUGGUUGGAUCCACGGUGGAGUUGUAUAUAGGAUCUAUUAGAUACGGUGUCAUCUAUAUGGCAUCUGGAAUAUCGGGAUUCCUUCUUGGUACAAACUUUACACCCAUAGGUAUUGCUUCCAUGGGUGCCUCGGGGGCUCUCUUUGGAUCAUGUAUCUCUACAAACCUUCUUCUUCUUCUUAUGAACCAGAACGGCGAACACUACGGCAUUAAGAUUCGAACUAGAGGAGCGUUUUUGCUCUGGAUGCUUGCAUCUCUAGCUGAAAUUAUUAUUCUGAUUUUCUUGGGCUUCUUACCUGGCUUAGACAACUUUUCUCAUAUCGGUGGCUUUAUGAUUGGAAUAAGUUUGGGGCUGGUACUUCUCAAUGACCCAAAGUUUGUCUAUAAACCGGAAUUCUUUGGCACUGACAAGAUUCCAGUAGACGCAAAGUUUUUGGAUAUACGUAAAAGACCUCAGUUCUUGAUAUGGUCAUCUGUUAGACUUGUUAUGCUUGCUCUUACCAUACUUUAUUUUGUCUUCUUGUCGAGAAAUUUUGCUAUAAAGGGUGCCAAAGCCUCUCAAUCUUGCAAAUGGUGCAAGUAUCUCAAUUGUCUUCCCAUAAACGGUUGGUGCGACCAAGGAGCUAUUACUACCACUUCUGCAUAA
Molecule: messenger RNA, 981 nt
Organism: Brettanomyces nanus
Lineage: Eukaryota; Fungi; Ascomycota; Pichiomycetes; Pichiales; Pichiaceae
Exons: 1
Coding region: 1-981 (326 amino acids)
Biological process (GO): proteolysis
Cellular component (GO): membrane
Molecular function (GO): serine-type endopeptidase activity
Source: RefSeq, a predicted model, not a curated record